CUCCAUAAGUAGAUCAAUCACUUGAAAUAUUCCGGAACGCCAUUUACGCCGGUUGUCUGUUUAACUUUUUUUCAUUGUAGUGUUAGUGCCUAGCGAAAAACGUUGACUGUGGGAUUGAACUAAUCCUUUGUUAACUAGAGAAGGUUUGGUUUGGCCCAGAAAGUUUCGACAUUGGCACAUGGGUACCGGUCUCAGUUCCGCAUAGCCAAUACGAAGGAAGGAGAAAAAGAAGGCAACAGCUGAUCUGUCCUUCACAGUAGCACAUGCUUACGCGUCAGAAAGACUCUUGAAUAUCGUUGUUUUAUUUGAAAAAUAAUGAAGUGUUAGGAUAGUGCGACGCGUAAAACGUUAUUUCGGUUAAUAUAUAACCAGUUUUGCCUACCCGGGACAUGUUAGAUACCUGCUACCUGCUAUAAUAUACACGGUCUUACCAUUGUCUGGGAAAAAUGGCUGACCGCGACAGCGCAUCCGAGAGCGACAGCAGCUCGAUUGAUGGUGGGCCGAUAAUGAUGCCCCCAUCACCAGUAACGCGGGAACAACUUCAAAAAAGGAUAGAGUCCCUUCAACAACAUAAUCGCGUCCUGAAAGUUGAGCUUGAAACUUACAAGCUGAGAGUAAAGGCGCUGCAGGAGGAGAAUCGUGGACUCCGGCAAGCGUCUGUCAUCAUUCAAGCCAAAGCUGAACAAGAGGAAGAAUUUAUUAGCAAUACAUUAUUGAAGAAGAUACAGGCCUUGAAGAAGGAGAAAGAAACAUUGGCCCAUCACUAUGAGCAGGAAGAAGAAUGUCUGACAAACGAUCUGUCUCGGAAGUUGAAUCAGCUGCGCCAAGAAAAGUGCCGUCUUGAGCAAACAUUGGAACAAGAGCAAGAAUGCCUGGUGAACAAACUAAUGCGCAAAAUAGAAAAACUUGAAGCUGAAACUCUGGCCAAGCAGAGUAAUUUGGAACAACUGCGUAGGGAAAAAGUUGAAUUGGAAAAUACAUUGGAACAGGAACAAGAAGCCUUAGUUAACAAAUUAUGGAAACGAAUGGACAAGCUUGAAGCCGAAAAGAGAAUGCUACAAAUUAAAUUAGAUCAGCCUGUAUCGGACCCAACUUCACCUAGGGAUAUCAACAACGGUGACACUGCUACCAACUUGAGUACACAUAUUCAAACUUUGAGAAGUGAAGUUGCUAGACUAAGACACACGCUUCUAAUAUCACAGCAAGAACAUACUGAAAAGAUGAAGCGUUAUGUGAAUGAAGAAAAACAAGUUCGCGAAGAGAAUUUAAGGCUUCAGAGGAAACUGCAGUUGGAAGUUGAAAGACGUGAAGCGCUGUGCAGACAUCUUUCUGAGUCAGAGUCAAGUCUUGAGAUGGAAGAAGAACGACAUUAUAAUGAGAUAGUGAUGUCUGGAGGAAACAUCAGGAAUCGCACAGUUUCUAGUCCAAUUCCCUACAAUCCUUCACCAAGCUCUUCUCGACCUCUGAGCCCAGGUAUCAAUAUAGUGGGAUCAACCUCACGUGACAGUUUCAAUGCAAAUCGAUGUUACGCUUGUGGCCAGCCCACUGUAUUGCCAUUUGCCAGUUCAUCUCCACCAUCUGGGGGUCAUAUUGUUGCACCAACUGGUAGACGCACAUCAGAUCGUUUCGUAAAACCAGCAAUACCGCCAACAAUUAUAAACACUGGUGGCACUCCAAUUCCGUGUCCAGCAACAAACACAUCUGCUGGCUCGCCGAUGGAUAUCUCUAAAGCAUAAUUUGAACAAUCCUAAUAUACCAAACCGGUUAUUCAUUUUUAUAUAUUAGGGAACGUGCACAGCUCAGCAUUGUAUUUUUUUUUUUUCAAUUUUUGAAUGUUGUACGGUACAUGGGAAAUAAGCGGAUGAACAACAGAUCUUAAAAACAAGGUAUUACAAUUCUUUACAAAAACUCAUGUGAACGUCAUGUCUUUCAGUUGAACUAGUAUAAAUCAUUGGAAGAGGUACAAAAAUGUUUUUAAAAUCGUAAAAGGAAAGGUAGAAUCUUCAAGUUAUUGAUAUCAUUACAAUUUUUUUUCAAUAGCUAAAUCACAGCACAAAUUAGCAAGUAUGUGUAUCUCAAGCUCAAAAUAUCACCAAAUGUAGGUGAUCAGUAACAUGAGUUUUUAUUGAUAUAUUGAAAUUUUUUUGAAAGAUCAUGUCGCAAAAGUCUCGUAUUUCGGAUUGAAAAGUUUUACUUCGAUCAUGUUUUUACUAAGUAACACACAUCAUUAUUGAAUACGGGAAGAAUUCACAUUCGACAAUUUCGUUUAUAGUUUUUAAAUCUGUUGCGUAUUUUCCUUUUCAUAAGAAUGUACGAAUUAUUUUAUAAUACUCUCAAACUCUAAGAACAUAUUUUGUCUUUCUAAUUAGCUAAUAUUAACAAAACUCUUGCAAUUCAACUUCUUUCUCAUAUUUUGUCAAAUGUUGACUUUACGGUUGCUACAUAAGCUUCUCAGGAGUUGUAUCACCAAAUGUUUUUUUUUACUACUCUUCAUAUGAAACUGACCUUAAAAGUAGUCUCAAAAUCUUUCUAUACGAGCUAUGUGACGUGUGUAUGGGCUCAUAAACUAAAUGGUCUGUAAACUAAUUGUCGAUCACUGACUGACGGAUACUUCGAAACAUGGCCUAGGAAGGCAUCUUAUUGAACUGUUACAGUUAUGGUUGCUCACUUUGGAUGAUGUGUUCUAUUAUGACUUCCGAUGCUUUAUUGAGCUGAGCGAGAAUCUUAUGUAAGGAAGGAUCUUCUUUUAUCCGUAGUGUAAUGAAAUGCUUGCACUAUCUCACAUAUUAGCAAUUACAAUAUGUACGUUCUCAGCUUCAGCUAAUAGUUCUUCAACUAUCUCCUUCAAACCUUAUGACAUCUUUGUUUGUCUUGAGAACUGAUGAAACAUAAGUGAAAUCUCUUUCAAAGAUUGAUAGAUACUGAUCUACAUUAAGCUCAAAAUCUACUACGUGUUUCUUUUCUUCGACUUGUGUUUCCUCAUUAGAAAUCAUCCCUCCGAUCUGUUUCUUAAAAGUUACCGGAAGCAUAACACAUGUGCGUAAUCCAUUCUCUCUUAUUGGAGUGGUGUACAUUUUCUCAGGUCUUGCCAUGAUGUCUUUAGAUCUGACACCAGAAAUGAUAAUAUUUUGAUCAAAUGUUCGCUUGGCUAAUUUUCUCGUAAUUUAUCACAAUAGGAUCCUCCUUUAUAAUCAUCUGACAUCCAACUUUUUGAUUCCAAGUAAUUUUUUUUUUUCACAAGGAUGCUUAAUAAUCUUAAUAGGAUUGAUGGUUCUCUUCAGAAUAUCCUGAUGAAGUCCUUGUUAUUUAGUUGAGGAAGAAUUGCUUCUGGCUCAGAGAUAGAGUCAGGUUCUAUCAUUUGCACUGCCUCUGUAAAGUUUAGCACUACCUCUAGAAGAGCAUCAUCACAAGAGUUCUCCAUCAUUCUGUUUAAGCAGAUAGAUCUGGUUUUUAUCAGUGUCUGCUCUUACGAACGAAUUUGUGGAAUGUGUAUGUUGUCCUUCAAUCAUCUUUACUUUCAUCUACUGGACUUCUGCGAUACAAAAUGGGACUAGAGUAUCUUGUACAAUUAUGGCCUCAUUCAACUGCUUAGAUUAUUUUACAACAUGAUACGAAUCAGUAUUUAUAUUUUUUAAAUUAACGUCUAUUUCUCGAUCUUUUUUUGCUCAAUGAUAGUUAAUUAACUAUUAUUAUUACUAGUGCUAUUGAAUAGAGACAUCUAUUAUUGUUAUAAAAGUGGCUCUUUUUCUUUGCAAUCUAUGUCAUAUCUUGAUGUGAUUAAUACAACUUCCAAACGAGCCUGCAGUCUAUGUAAUAGAAAAAAAACUAAUUCACGAAUCAGAAAUCAGAAACAUGCGAUGCAUUUGAUUUCAAAACAGUGCAUAACGAAAUUCCAAUGAAUUCAAAUAACACUUGCUGCUAAAAAUGAACAAUAAUAUAGUUUUUUAAUAAUCAAUUUCAAUUAUUUCAAAUUUAGCUGCAUUUGUCAACUUUAUUUUAUUUCAAGAAGAACUGCAUGAAAAAACUGUAAGUCAUAAAAAUGAAAAACCCAUGCAAUGCUUGCGCCUUCCAUAAACUAUCUAUACAUAAUUUACAAUUGAAUGAACAUUUGUUUUAAAUGGAGAGUAGGAGACAAAGUCUUGUAAUCUUCAUAAAUAACCUAUACACUGUGUGAAAUAUUGUUGGUUGGAAAGGUCUAUUACUUCGUUUAUAACUAGAACACCCAAUAUCGGAUGUUGACAAAAAAUACUGACCCUUACAUGACAUGAUAUAUAACGCCUAGGGAUAUUGGAAUUAAUGAAGAGUGUGAGAUUUCCAUUAUUUACCCGAGGCUCAACUAAUUAUUAUUCAAUUUUUUUCUUCACUCACACCUAAAACAAAAACAUUUUGCACCGCACUCUUCAUAAUAUACUAUAAUCAUACCUGCCACGUAUUUCAGAUAUAACAAUAAAUGUUUUGAAGUUUUUAACAUCAGAUCAUACAUAUAUUUUUUUCUUUCGUGUAUUCAACAUGCCUAAAUUUAAUCGAUAGGGGUUAAAUAAUUGAUGUUGUAUGAAUAUAAGGAUUGUUAUCUGGUUGGUUUACUGUCAAUUUUUGCUUUCAAUAAUUAAAAAUUUGCUUCGAACUAGUACAUCUGUCUAUUUUUAACUUUCUUCAAUAUUUAGUAAUGCCUCUAUGCAACAACCUUUAAUUAACAGAAUGUUUAUUCUUGUGCAUACAAUAAUUAUUAAUGCUUAGCCUGGGAGCAGGUACUUUGGCAGUAAACCAGCAAUUCACCUGAAUCAAGGGUUCAGGAUGAAUCUCUGAUAGAUAUAUACUAAUAGAUACGGCCUUCGAACUGCCAGUAUCUCUUAUUUGUUGAACUGUGAUUAUUGAAUGUUACUUAGCAGCUACGAAUAACACUAUUUCUUUAUAAUGUUAGGUGGAUUAAUCAUAUUUUGACGAAAUAGAUAAUCUUUUCAUACCUUUAUCGUUUUCAGAUUAAUAUUAUAUCAUCGUCGUCAUCGUAAUUGUCGGCGCUAUUUCUAUAGUCCUGAAACUAAUUUGCAAAUUGCCUCCAAGUCUUAGAUUCGUAAUUUUUUAUUUUUUCCAAAGUGUUGAAAUAAAUUCAACUCACUGCCUAAAUAGAAGAUAUCAGCAGUUCACGGUCGACAUAUGCAACACUCGCUAAACAUACGUAUAAUAUAUUAAUACCUUGGUAAUGACUCGUUAUUUAAUAUAACUACUAUGUAAUAGGUCUCGAUCAACUGGUGAACUUGCACUUGAAGAUAAUUUACUAAUAUGUAUCAUUAUUUAAGAAAUAAGGUCAAUGAAAAACGUUAUCUCAAUUGUCAUUCACCUGAAAUUCUGCUUUAGGGCUAUCUUGCAAGUCAAAAGUGUCAACUUUAUUAGGUAAAUCAUGCAUUAGAGAAUCCGCCAAAAUUAUCUUUGCUCGUAUUCAAAUCGAUUUUGGCUGUCCCAGUACAAGCGUUAGAAUCAGCUUCACCACUAUCUUGGUCAAUUUUGAUGAUGAUGAUAAUAACAAUAAUAAUAAUAAUAAUAAUAAUAUUAAUAGUAAUACGCUAUUUGAGAUGUCACUUUGAUGAUCAUUGAUUUCUAAUAUUGUAAAAAUAACAGAGUUCAUUCGCGCUUUUUAAAGUAGAGGAAAGAUAAUCGAGAGAAAAAAUAACUGAAUUUUGGAAUUUAGAUCUGUAAAAAAAUAAUUUUUUUUGCUGCUAAACUUGGUGUGUCGUCUGAACAAUGAACAAGAUUGUUUGAUAAUAUAAUAACUUUCUAUUCGAUUUACAUUAGUGAAAUAAGCUAAGUUUGUGUUCUUGAAUGUAUGGCGAGACACAAUCUCUUAUUUAUUUCGUUCCUAUUUGAAAAAAAUUUGUCCAUGAGGGGUGUUGCCCAUUUAUUAUUACUAUUACUAUUAUUAUAAUAACCACAGGUCCUGUAAUGUAUAUCUGAAACAUAAAAUUAGUUGAUAGAUUUUUUUAUACUAACUAACAUUAUUUGCACACGUUAAGGAUUGUUAUAUGGUAUUAGACCUAUACAUAACUAUGACUCUGAUCAAUGGACCGAACCAUUGUUCUAAAAAAUCCAAAAACUUAUGAAUCAAAAAAGAAAAGAAAAAAACAUUUUAUUUUAUCAAAAUUUUUACUUACAAUCGUCUUAAUACAAUUUUAGUUGUACUGUUAUUGCAUAGGCGUAUAGCACAUUCAUGUGUUCACGUGCAUUAUCAAUUUGAUGCAAUACAGUAUUAUAUGGUGCAUUAUUAUUGCAUUUUCACAAUUAAACGAUACAAUAUU
This is a messenger RNA of Neodiprion fabricii, 6290 nucleotides long. Its product is annotated as coiled-coil domain-containing protein 6. Bases 447 to 1736 code for a protein of 429 amino acids. The record is from RefSeq and is a predicted model, not a curated record. The transcript has 6 exons. NCBI's taxonomy places the organism in Eukaryota, Metazoa, Arthropoda, Insecta, Hymenoptera, Diprionidae.